AUGCCCAAUAAAAGUCCAAUUUCAAAUGCAGCAUGCACCGUGUCGUUGCAUCAUCAUCAUCAUCAUCAUCAUCUUGUUGUCAAUUGCCAUUCGUCAAUAAUCAUCGACAUGAUUUUCUUGCAGCUGAUGUUGAAGAAGAAGAAGAAGAAUAACAUUAUUAUUAUUAUUAUUAUUAUUAUUAUUAUCAUUAUUGCAGGCGAACGACCCUACCGGUGCCACAUGCCCGAAUGCGGCAGGGCCUUCAUCCAGCUGAGCAACCUGCAGCAGCACUUGCGCAACCACGAGUCCCAAGUAGAGCGCCUCAAGAACCGGCCCUUCCACUGCAACAUUUGCGGAAAGGGCUUUGCCACCGAGUCCUCGCUGAGGACGCACACGGGCAAGGUAUGUACACCUGAUGUACGUCCGACUUUCUUUUUUGUUUUUUCCUCUUCUGCCUCUGCUUCUCCUCGUCCUUGUCCUUCGUCUUUAUCCCACGCUGCCUUGCUCGGUGGGCCGAGUGCACACGCGUGUCCCGUGUGCCACAAGCUCUUCUUCUCUGGCGAGAGUCUCAUGGAGCACAUGAAGUACACUCACAAGGACCCGAACGCGUCGGGAGUUGCGUGUAAGUCUUUGUUGCUGUCCACCACUUCCACGUCGAUGACGAUGACGAUGAGUCCCCCACUGGUGGUGAUGGGUGCGACACCUGGUGGUGGCGGUGGCGGCGAGACCGUGUCCUCUCCGUCGGGGGCCUCGACGACGUCCGAGUCGUGUUGCCUUUCAUCUCCUUUGUUCGGAGCUCGCUUUCUUGAAGGAUUAGAACCGCCACGGAGGCUCCAGAGGCGAUUUAGUCUCCAUCACGCAUUGCAAGAACCCAGAGCGAGAAUGCGCAACUCGACGUAA
This is a messenger RNA of Notodromas monacha, 879 nucleotides long. Lineage: Eukaryota; Metazoa; Arthropoda; Ostracoda; Podocopida; Cyprididae. The record is from the annotation of a GenBank genome assembly.